Messenger RNA from Gigantopelta aegis, 1735 nucleotides. Its product is annotated as polyamine-modulated factor 1-binding protein 1-like. The record is from RefSeq and is a predicted model, not a curated record. Bases 38 to 1402 code for a protein of 454 amino acids. NCBI's taxonomy places the organism in Eukaryota, Metazoa, Mollusca, Gastropoda, Neomphalida, Peltospiridae. The transcript has 9 exons.
GUGACGUAAUGUCAUUGUUAUUCCAUGACGCAUCAAGAUGAGUACAUCUUCAGUCGAAGUGAAAAAUCAGCCAGAAAAUAUAAAUGAAAUUACCGAAGAUGAUCUGUCACUGGAAACAGAUUUUGAAAAACUUAAGUCCAAACUGAAGGAGUUCUUAGAACAGCAGCGUGACGCUAAGAAGUCGACACAUAAGAAAACAGGGUCUCACACCAGCGAUCAGAAACCUCCCGAUGAAGUCGAACAGAAGGUCAUCAGCUUGGUCAAGGACUUCGAAAAGGAGCUUGACGCAAACAAGAAAGAAAUAGAAGAAAUGGGCGCGAAGUAUAAACAACUGCAGCAAAUGCAGGAGGACCUUUUCGCUGAUUAUUGCAUGCACGAAAAAUCGGGCCUUGCCAAGCAGGAAUCGGAUGCCAGUGUCAGAGAUAAGGCUAGAAUCAAAUUUCAGAAUGAGGAGAAUGCCGAGAUGCUCAACAGACUGAAAGACGAUCUUGAACUGGCCAACCGACGUCUGGAGAAUGAAAGAUUCAACACGUUCCGAGCACUGGAUGCUUUAAAGAAGGACCUAAAGACGUACAGGAAGGAGAGAGCUCCACUGAUCGCAGAGCUACACAGCCUGGAAAAGAUUAAGGAAAAUCGAAUUAAACAGUGGAUGGCAGAAAACAAGAACGGGAGUCUGGUACAGCUACGUCUAGCACAAGACGCUGUAGACUUCAUCGCAUUACUGCAGAAAAACCGCAGCCUCAGAGCAAAGGUCCAGGAUGCCGAGAUCGAACUGAAGGACCUCGCCACGGCGUUCAAGAUUCUGGGAGCCCAGAAAUCCGCCAGGAUGAAGAGGCUGGACAAGCUCAACGAGCAGCUACAGGGGGAGAGCUGCGACGACGGCGAGUUCGGCCUGAGGACCACCACCCCGUGUUUGAACCUGACUGCCGCGAAAUCCGAGGAGCUUCUGUCGGCGUUGAACGUUACUCGGAGGUGGCACAGCGGCGGCAAGACCCUGCACCGCUGCCGCAAGAUCACGGACCUGCCCAAGAUGGUGAGUCAGGAGCUGGAGGACGAAGUCGAGAUGGCGGCGGAGGCCCUGAAGAGACUCGAUCUUGACGACGGGGUCGGCGGCGGGCCGCGGACAUACAAGGGCAGCGAAGAUAGGGAGAUUGACGGAGACGGCGGAAGCAGAGGGCAGCUCGAGUGCUGCGAACUGACCAAUCGAACGCCGUCGUCGUACCCUCUCGGUCACAUGGAGUCCGCCAUUCUUACGUACAAGCUUGGUUCGCGUAUUGCCGGACAGCCCAGUCACAUCGCCGCCGCCGAGAGCGCCACUGCGCUCAGAAAAAGCUCGGGAUUACACGCAACCGGAAGUUCUCACAGCACCAUUGAGCAAGCAACAAGUCGCCAUAGAAACUGAAAGUUCUUUACCUUUAGGCUUUGUUGAACGUUUGGCUUGGCUUGUUUUAUCAUUAUUGAAAUGUUAUGAACUGUAAAUUUAUGUCUGAUAAGUAAACAUUUAAAUAACAAAAUAAUAAAUUCUAUGAAACAUUUGUUGCAAUAAUAUAUAUAUAUAUAUAUAUAUAUAUAUAUAUAUAUAUAUAUAUUUAACCCAUAGCAACGAAAUCACGAUUUCAAUACGAUCAUUAUAAGUUUUGGCUGUGCAGUAAUUUAUUAAAGACUUUCUUUUUGAUUAGUUGAUGACAUUUCUCUUUUUCUAUUUUCAUAAAUAUGCAACUUAAUACCAUCAUAA